CCUCAACCUCCGGACUGCUUGUUGCUCCCAUAGCCGCGCAUGGUCGCAAUUUGCACGCCACCGACAUCGGUGUAAAAGCAUGUUCGAUAGUGCUGCUGCAACAUGUGAUGCCGAUAAGAAAUCUGCUGCGAGACAAGUGUCAUGCCGAGUUCAGAGCAACGCCCCAAGUCGCGACGUAUCACUCGAGCGUGCGAUUAUUGCCAUAAACGUAGCAUUCGAUGCACCAGUGGCAACGGCUCGCGGUGUCAGAGCUGCAUCGACUUCGACCAGCCAUGUACCUACAAUCGAGCCGCGAAAAGACGGGGCGUGACACCACGGGCUAGAGUGGCGUCGCCAUCCUUCUCGAGGCCUCUUUCCGUCAACGCACAUCCCAAUCCAUCAUCUCAAUCAUGGAGGGCUCCAAUGAUUGCCACUCAAGCCGUGGUGAUGAGCCUUGUGGAGGUAUACUUUGAAAUCGUGUAUCCGAUCUUUCCGCUUUUCCACAGACCUACAUACAUCCGAAAAAUAUCAAGAGGGGACUACACCACAGACAAGACCUUGUUUCCGGUUACCAUGGCCGUCUGCGCCCUCGUGUCCGCCCGAGUUCGAGAUCAAGCAAUAUUCAAUCCCUCCUGGGACGUUGAAGAAUUGUCCCAGACGCCGUCCGAGACGUUCUAUGACGCUGCUGUCCAAUACUGCGCCAGUUGCGAAGACUCAAAGCAGACCCACAGCCUUGACACACUGCGAUUGUGUGCAUUACUUGCUCUCACAGCUAUUCAGUACGGCAAUAUCCGUGAGAUGCAGUUGUUUCUUGGAAAAUACCAUACGUUGGUGGCUAUGGAUGGCCUACAUGAUGAAACAAACUGGCCCAAAGACAUCGGCAUUGUCGAGACCGAGGAGAGGAGGCGACUGUUUUGGUCCAUGUAUACAUUGGAAGUCUAUUCAUCCAUCAUCUGGAAUGGCAUUACCCGAUGUCGUGAGCAACAAGUCAAUGUCACGUACACCACCGAGCUGGAUGACGAGCAUUUCAGCGACAUGGGUUACAAUCAACCAGUGCUCUCUCCAGUCGAUAUCGGACCGAGCCCGGGCGGCAGAUGGGGCAAUGUGCGGAAUAGCAGUUGGCUCUGUGGCUGGAAUUUCACCACUGAUCUUUACCGAGUCCUUGAGCACGUCAUUGCCAAUCUUCGUGAUCGGCGGCGACAAAAGAGAACAUUCCUCAGUGGUGUGUUUGGUGACAGGCCUAUCAUUUCCGCCUCUGCCGUACGGGACUCCGUUAUGACGCUGUAUGGCAACCUCCCAGCCUGUUUCAAAGAGUUCCCUGAGGUCACGUGUGAUCCUUCAAGCGAUCGUUACGGUUUCCAGGCCGCAAAUAUCACUGCCACUGUCCAGCUACUUCGAAUGAUGUUGUUUGCAUCGGGCGGCGGCACGAUUGAAGAACGUUGCAAGAUCGCGAGUGAGGUAGUAGAUGCUUUCACACGCAUUCCGGUCGCUUAUCUGCGAGCCAUCAGUUCGCCGCUCCUUCAUCAUCUCGCUGGAAUCGGCGCAAUUCUGGGUAGCGUCCUAGAAGAGCCACUGGGCGAUAUCGCCUAUCAGCAAGUGCGAGUUGUACUUCUGUCACUUGCGCAACUUCUGGAGAAUCUUGAUCACGGCAUUCAUUCAGCCAUUAGUGCGCAGCGGCUGCGGGACUUGGUGGCGCAGAUCGAUGGCUACUGGGAUCAGCUACACAUUCGGCGUGCACCUGAUUCGCAGGUUCAGGCAACAGACCAAGAUUACUAUGCCUCACAACAUUCAGACGCCCCAAGAACGAUACCUUCUCGGUUGACCACCAGCUUUUUCGACGACUGGCCGUGGAAUCUGGACCUGAUGCAGGUAGCGGAGAACUGGUCCUCUACCGAUCUGCCACUGGACGUCUGAUGGUGGUUGUCCCUGGCAGGGUUUGGCUUCUCAUGCAUUGCUUGUGCUAUCACGAGGCCUUUCUUGACGGGAUCUGCGUCAAGUAUAAGUCAUGA
Exophiala viscosa is the source of this 1988-nucleotide messenger RNA. RefSeq lists its product as uncharacterized. The coding region runs from base 142 to 1893 and encodes 583 amino acids. Gene Ontology annotation, biological process: DNA-templated transcription; regulation of DNA-templated transcription. The transcript has 5 exons. Lineage: Eukaryota; Fungi; Ascomycota; Eurotiomycetes; Chaetothyriales; Herpotrichiellaceae. The record is from RefSeq and is a predicted model, not a curated record. Gene Ontology annotation, molecular function: DNA binding; zinc ion binding; DNA-binding transcription factor activity, RNA polymerase II-specific.